This is a messenger RNA of Macadamia integrifolia, 1698 nucleotides long. RefSeq lists its product as uncharacterized. The transcript has 6 exons. Gene Ontology annotation, molecular function: protein binding. The coding region runs from base 1 to 1167 and encodes 388 amino acids. The record is from RefSeq and is a predicted model, not a curated record. NCBI's taxonomy places the organism in Eukaryota, Viridiplantae, Streptophyta, Magnoliopsida, Proteales, Proteaceae.
AUGAAUCAACAACAUCAUGAGAGGAAAAGGAAGUGGAAUGAACAACUUGGCGGCUUGACAGUGAAACAAAUUAGGGUCAUCAUGGCCGGGAGGGAUGCUGCAAUCCAAGAAAGGGAUUUGACCAUUGCCCAAAAAAAUGCAGCUGUUGCUGAAAAAGAUAUUGUGAUCGAAGAACUGAGUCUGGCCAUUGCAGAAAGAGAGAUUGCAAUAGAAGAACGGAGUUUGGCCAUUGCUGAAAAAAAUGUAGCUGUUGCUGAACGACUCCAAGCCAUCUUGCGGAAAGAUGCAGCAAUUGCCGGGCAGAACAUCGACAAAAUGGAAAAAGAAUGCCUUUGCAUUGCUUUAUGGCAUCACUGUACCCUACAACCCCAUCUCACACCAUCUGUGUGGGGUGUGGAGGGUACAGCCGGAUUGAGAGGAUCUGGGCUCUCCAGCUACCAGCAGCCAGGGAAAUGGAAUCCCAGGGAGUCAAGAACAAUAAAAAGGGAUAAACCUCCAACUCACUUCCAACUUAGGAUUAAGUCAUUUUCCUUGCUCUCGAAGUCCUCGCUUGAAAGAUACAAUUCUGGCAAUUUCGAAGCUGGUGGAUACAAAUGGAAACUGUGUCUGUACCCAAAAGGAAACAAAGAUGCCAAUGGGGAAGAAGGGCGCCUCCCUCUGUACCUGGAAAUCUCAGAGAGAGACACCCUCUCUCCAGGUUGGGAGGUCCAUCCCUUGUUUAGGUUGUUUUUGCUUGACCAACAUAGGGACAAAUAUUUGAUACUGCAAGAUGCCAGUGGAAAUGGAAAUGGAAAGGCAAGAAGAUUACAUGCAUCAAGAACUCAGCCUGGGUUUGACAGAUUUAUUACCCUGAAAGAAUUCAAUGACCCUACUAAUGGAUACUUGGUGAACGAUACUAGCGUGUUUGGAGCUGAAAUCAUUGUCCACAGAGAGUGUGUUGCAGGCAAAGGGGAGUGUCUGUUGGUGACAGCCAGACCUGUUAGUUGUAACCAUAUCUGGAAGAUAGAAAAGUUCUCUGAAUUGGCUAAUGAAUUACAUUCCUCGGAAGUGUUCAGUGCUUGUGGUCAUAAAUGGUACCAGUUAACUUAUGCUUCCACCAUUUUUACACCUCAUACUACCUACCAGCUGAAGUCUGAAGUCUCUGAACUGUUUAGAUUGUUGAUUUGAGGAGAAUAGAUAUGUAUCCCAAUGGUUGUGCUGAAGAGAAGGGCAAAAGCCUUUCUUUGUUCUUGAUGUUGGAUGAUCAAAAACUCUUCUUACCGGCCGAGGAUUGUAUGUGGAUGCACAAAUGCAAGUAGUAGACCAGCUCAACGGAAAUCACGUGGAAUGUAAACUGUAUAACUGGUUUAGUGACUCAAAUAUGGGUUGGGGUUGGAGAAAGCUCCUCUCUCUCGAUAGUCUCAGAGAUGGAUCGAAGGGCUACUUGGUGAAAGAUAACUGCAUCAUUGAGGCACACUUUCUACUCAUUGGAGCAAUUGAGAAACUGGGCCCGAAAUCAAAAUGAGAGGAGAAGAAGCUUUUGAUGAGCUCAGUAUCUUAAUAUGGUUUAGGUUAUUCAGCAAGAUCUGGUGGAUGAGAUUACCGCAGCAUUGAUGAACUAUCUGCAUAUAAACAUGAACAUUUGAGUCUACUUGCUAGUGAUUUAUUAUGUUACUGAAUUUUUCGGGUUAUAAUGCACAGAAAAUACUUUUUGUUGCC